UCCCUUGGCGCGUUUUGCCGAGUUUCAAAAGCAUUUACCGCCAAUUCUUUAGGUUACAAUCAGUGAAUCAUAUAACGAUUCGUUGUUAUUUGCCGAGGCAAGAGGAAUCUGUAUCAGGAUCGAAAAUCGUGGUUCAAUCAAAUUCAAAUCAGAAUCGGCCAUGGAGAGCGACGACGACUUUCAGCUAUUGCCUCCCUCUCCCGUCCACGAACGAAAGCUCAAACGCUUGAAGAAAGCAACUAGGGCUCCCCAACACUCUCACCCUUCUGCGCUUCCUACCAAUUUUCCUGAAUCGGGAAACGCCGAAUCUGGGCCCGAACUUGAAACUUUGGGCCCAAGCCCUCGGCCCAACACUCCCAAAGGUGUAACCGUCGAGGACGAUGGCGUGGGCGCCAAGAGGGUUCUGGAUUUUGAUUCCGUGAGUGAGGAACACGGAAAAGUUGCUGAGGAGGCCGAAGAAGUUGGAGAUCUGAAGACCAGCGAAGAAGUCGAGAAUUUGAAUACCGGCGAAGGAGAGAGGAAACGACGUAGUUUAGACGACUUGCCCGAGAAGAAAGAAAAGAAGAAGAAAAAGAGAGUCGACGACGGCGAUGGCAGUGAGAAGAAGCAGAAGGAAUCUACCUCCAAUAAAAGAAAGGCCGAGAAGGAAAGGCAGGAAACUCUCAAACAGCUUCGAGCUGAGUCUCAGAGACUUCUUCGAGAAACUAGAGAUGCAGCUUUUAAACCCGCUCCUGUGGUUCAGAAGCCUAUUUCUUCCAUUUUGAAUAAAAUUCGGCAGAGGAAGUUGGAGAUUUUAAAGAAAUCUAGUGCUUCUUUUGAAGAUAAUGAUGACUUCGCGAUGGAUGAGGAUGUGACUAAUAAAGUAGAAAAGAGUGAACCAGUUACUUGUCCUGCAGCCACCAAGAGUGAUUUGAACACUCCACCUAUUGGUGAUUCUAACGAUGCUGCAAAUAAUUUAAGUUCUGAAAGCAUUCCUUCUCCCAUGGCCAAGGAUUCAGAAUCUGAGCAUGCAUUUCGAGCUCCUAUUGGUGAUACUCAGGAACUCUUCUCUGAUUCCGAGAGAAGUGAUACUAAAGACGAGGCUGCACAUGAGAAGUCUAACAACCCUUCAGAAGUUUUUGCUCCAUCGAUGCUUGCAAUGAACUUGAAACUUGAUUCUGCUCCUCCUGAUGAUGAUGUCUCUUCUGACGAGGAGGAGGAGGGCAAUGACAAGGAGAACAUAGAUCCACAUGUACAUGGAUCAGUUGACUUGACUUUAUCACCAAGUGGUGAUCCUGUUAGGGCUUUUGUCGACGAAGAAGCAGAAGAGGAAGAUGACAGCGAUAACGACCUACAGCGUUUUCAAGAUAAUGAAGAAGGUGAAGAAGAUGAUGAUGAGAUUGAGGAACUUAAGGACAUGAUUGCAACUCAAUAUGAAGAAAAGUCAAUUGAUAGAGAAAAGCGUGACCAACUCCAUCAGCAGUGGCUUGAGCAGCAGGAUGCAGCUGGAAUGGAUAAUCUACUUCAGAAACUUAAUUGUGGUUCCAAGUUGAAAGAAGCACCAUUAAUUGAAGAGGAAGAGGAAGAAAGCAGAGAAACUGAAAAUGAAUCAGAUGAUGAAGCUGAAGAAUACAUUGCUCGAUCAGAAGAUAUGAAGAUCACUCUGAAAAAAGUGAAGCAGAUGAUCCCCCUGAUGUUUACAGAUAAAGAUGAUAAAUAUGUAUCAUCUGAUGAUGAGGAAACUAAGGAGAAGCUUGCUAGACAACGCUUCUAUUAUAAAACUGAAGAGAAAGCUGAAUUCUUUUCACUUGCUGAGGAUGAAAGUAGCAAGGAAGUUUUCAGUCUCAUAAAGAAGUUAAAUGUGCCCGACACCAAGAGAAAAGGAAAAACUACUUCCAUCUUGGAUAUGCCGGGUAUUGGACAGAACACAAAUAUAUCAUCGAAGUCAUCUUUUAUCGGCCGGGCUUCAGAUCGUUUUGUGCCCCCUUCUCGAAAGCAGGGAUCCUGCAAGAUCCGAUCUUAUAUAUUUGGGCGAGAUGACAGCAACAGCAGGAGUUCAAUAUUGAUGUCAGAGGAUUCUUCAGAUACGAUUCCAAGGGAGAGUCAACCACAAAAAGCGGCUUCUGUCAAGUUCCAAAGAAAUACACAGAACAAAAAUGCCACCUUAAAUUCUGCACCUCAAAAGUCAAAGGUAUCUCUUUUGGAGAUAUUAAAGAGGUCUUCACAUCAAGCAGAACACUCUAUCCAGAAUGCCACAGUUCAACCAAAGGAAUCAAUAUUUGAUGCAUUCAAGUUAGUGAAGAAGCCAACCAAGACGGAGGCAAGAGUUUGAUGGGAGUUUUGGUCAUAUUCGUAUGGUUAAAACUAAACCUUCAUCAAUUAUCAUCUGAUUUAUUUCGACCCCUGAAAUAAUUUAAAAGAAGAUAUCAUCCGCGUAUGUGAAGUUAGAGCCAAGUUUUUUUUUGUCUAUAAAAUACUUUUUUUUUCA
Cajanus cajan (pigeon pea) is the source of this 2467-nucleotide messenger RNA. Its product is annotated as DNA ligase-like protein. Lineage: Eukaryota; Viridiplantae; Streptophyta; Magnoliopsida; Fabales; Fabaceae. The record is from RefSeq and is a predicted model, not a curated record.